AUGAGCACAUUCGACUUACAACUUGAGGAUUAUGUGAAAAGUGUCGCUGAUAGUAUUCUCACAAUCCUCACCAUAAGCAAAGAUGAUAGCGUACGUAAAGCUGCUUGGGACAUCACAGGUGUAAAGAAUAAUUCCGAAUUAGCAACUCGUGUGCAGCAUGAUUUACAAAACUUUUUCGAAUAUGCAAACAAAAAAAAACACGAAAGUACCUUCCCGAUCGAUUCUCAAACACCUCUAACCAAUCCCGUUCGCCAUAGAGAAGAUGACUGUUUCAGUGAAUGCACUUCGGAAGAAGACAUGUUCUCUGAGUCCAGCUGUUUCUCUAGUGAUGAGUGUCCAUCUACCGAAUCACCAAGAUGUUUUUCAUCAUCUGACGGUGUGAUAUCACACAAAGAGGAUGACAUGUUCAGCUCAGAUGGUUCGGAAGAGUUCCUUGGCCAAGGCGAUGCAGCGACCAAAGCGAUUCCUAAUACAAUACCCAUUGAUGACAUCGAUUACAUCAAUCCUUUUGUGAAUGCCUUGAAAGUAACCUGUACAGAAGAAGUCAAUGAGAGAGAAGAAGAUGAAGAGUGUUGGAGUCAGGAAGAUAUGCUAUCGCAUCGUGAGGAAAUCUCCUGCUUCUCCUCAUCUUCCAAAGAAUACAUGGAUCUGCGCAUGGAGGACGAGCCGACAGUGCCAUCGACAGAGCCGAACGGGAAUGGACGGGUCUUAGCCAUCGCUGGGUGUACAAACGCGGGGAAAACUACCAUAGCAAACUUGUUAAUUGACAUAUUUGUUGAAGAAGGAGCAACAGUGGAACUGGUGCAUCAAGACGACUACUAUCUAGAGAAAGAGAAGGUAGAGAAGGUACCAAGAAAGGCAGGAGACUCUUCCAUUUUCUUCUUCAACUACGAUUGUGCAACUUCUGUCGAUCAGGAUAAAUGUGUUGCUGCUAUUAACGAGGCUAGACAACGCAGUGAUUAUGUUAUUGUUGAGGGUAACAUGAUCACUGAAAUCAAAGACGUGCUUGAUUUGUGUGAUAGAAUAGUGUUCUUGACUUUAGAUCAGAAAACAUGUCGACGACGUAGAACUACGCGUCAUUACGAUCCUCCGGAUGAUGAAGGCUAUUUCGAUGAAGUGGUCUGGCCGGCUUACCAACGACAUCUCCAGAAAGCUUUAGCUUUGGCACGUGAAGAUCGUCGCUUCAGCUUUUUGGAUGUUAGUAGCGAUUCAGACCAACCAGAUACAGAAAUCAUGAUGUCAUUGAUUCACUCCUUCUCUGAUGAUUUCAUUAGGAUAUGUUUUGAACCGAUUGAUAUUAAUGAAGCUGUGAAACUCAUCAACAGUCCUUCAUGUGGAGCAACUUCAGUUUUUGUGGGGACAACACGAGAUACCUUCAAUGGACGUAUUGUUGUUCGUCUGGACUAUGAAAGCUAUGAUGAGAUGGCAUAUAAAGAAUUACGUAAGCUCUGUGCUGCUGUGAGAGAAAAAUAUCCUUCCGUUGAGCGAGUUGUUAUAUUUCAUCGAAUAGGCGAGGUGGCAGUGGGUGAGACUUCGUUAGUGAUAGCCACUGCAUCCCCACAUAGAAAAGAUGCUAUCCAUGCCACGGAAAUGGCUAUUGAUGAACUUAAAAGAACUGUACCCAUUUGGAAGAAAGAAGUUUACGAAGAUGGAGGAUGCUCGUGGAAAGAGAAUGGUGAAUGGUCAGGGGGUGAUCGACGUCAGCCAUGUACAUCCACUGAAGAGAAGAGCUUCGCUCAAGCAAAUAGAAAUCGAGAUGCUAAUCGGAAAGUUUUCUGGCUACGCCAAAUGGUUCGUCAGAUGAAAACUUCAUAA
Auanema sp. JU1783 is the source of this 1815-nucleotide messenger RNA. The record is from the annotation of a GenBank genome assembly. NCBI's taxonomy places the organism in Eukaryota, Metazoa, Nematoda, Chromadorea, Rhabditida, Rhabditidae.